This is a messenger RNA of Oryctolagus cuniculus (rabbit), 942 nucleotides long. Lineage: Eukaryota; Metazoa; Chordata; Mammalia; Lagomorpha; Leporidae. The record is from RefSeq and is a predicted model, not a curated record.
AUGAACACAAUUUGCAAUAACAGUCACAGUGAUUUCACCCUCCUUGGCUUCUCUGACAAGUCAUAUUUGGAGAAGAUACUUUUGAUCUUUUAUUGCUUAACUCUUACAGGAAAUAUGCUCAUAGUUCUUUUGUCCUUGAAAAAUACAAAACUUCACAUUCCUAUGUGUUUCUUUCUUUCCAGUCUUUCUCUGUUAAAUCUCUGUUUCACAAGCAGCUGUGUUCCACAAAUGUUGAUUAAUUUCUGGGGUCCAGAGAAAACUAUCAGCUACACUGGCUGUGCUAUUCAACUAUAUAUCUUCUUGUGCCUAGGAGCCACUGAAUGUGUCCUUCUUGUCAUCAUGGCUGUGGACCGCUAUGUAGCAGUAUGUCAUCCACUUCAGUAUAGCACAAUCAUGCACCCAAAAGUUUGUCUACAGCUGGCUCUCCUGGCAUGGGGGACUGGCCUGGUUCAGUCUCUGAUCCAAUCUGCUGCCACACUCCAGCUACCUUUCUGCUCUCACCACAUGGUUGAUGACAUUGUGUGUGAAGUGCCAGAACUUAAGCAGCUGUCUAGUACAGACACUACCUACAAUGAAAUUCAGAUGUCCAUAGCUAGUGCUGUUCUCCUGGUGAUGCCCUUGAUCAUUAUCCUCUCCUCUUAUGGUGCUAUUGCUAAGGCUGUACUGCGGAUAAAGUCAACUUCAAGGCAGAGAAAAGCAUUUGGCACCUGCACUUCUCACCUUCUUGCGGUCUUGCUCUUUUAUGGAACUGUCACAGCUGUCUACCUUCAACCCAAGAAUCACUAUGCUCAUAAAUGGGGCAAGUUUAUCACCCUUUUCUACACUGUUAUAACACCAACUCUUAACCCCCUCAUCUAUACUCUAAGGAACAAGGAGGUAAAGGGGGUACUAAUAAGAUUAAAGAGAAGGAUCUGUGAUUUCCAGAAUAAGUUAGGAGGUUGA